AUGAAUUUUGGAAACCAAUAUUGUCAAAGAAUCGAUCAUUUCAAAAACCCCUUAAUUGGAGUUUGUACAUAUAGAAACUGCUAAAACCAAUAACUUUGCUGUUAAUUAUGUCUUGUAAUUCACAAAGACCAUGCUGAAAGUUUAAUACAAUUUGAUUGGGUUAGAAGUUAGAUGGCUUUAGGUAUACAAAUUAUAAAGGAAAUACAGUUUAAUAUUUAAGAAUGCCAUUAAGUUAUAAAUAUUUUAAGUAGCUUUAUUAAGCCUGCUGAGGACUGCAUUUUUAAUAAUUUAUAAGAAUUUUAGAUUUAUAAUUUGGAUCUAUAAAUUGGUUAAUUCAGGAGAUUAGGAUUGGUUUCGGAUACUUUAUUACCAUAAUUGAGUGAAUUAAUAAAAUUAUUAAGACUGAUGGGAAAAGAAUGGGAAAAUUUAUAGAAGAGGCAUAGUUUUAAUGUAGAAGAUGAUAUCGGGGUCUAAAAGAAAAUAGAACAAACUAAAUUGAUAUAAAAGUAAAUUUAUGAUCAAUAGGGAUCAUUUUCAACCCUAAUAAAUAAGAAUAAUUAAUUUUUAGUUAGAUUUGAAGGGAAUUUAUAAUGUCGAUAUGUGGAUAUUUAACAAAAUGGAAGAAUUGUAUAAGGCUAAGGUUUAUUUUUUGGAAAUUAAAUGAUUCCAAAGAUUGGGAUGACAAAAUUUGCAUUAAAAAUAUUGGAUGUUAAGUCUUUUGUAAAUAUUGGUAUAGGCAAUAAAGACGUGAUUAUCAGAACAAAUUACACUCCUAACCUAAAAUUUAUUGGACAUGGGUAAAUAAUCUAUCUAAUUUAGAACCUACUUAAUAAGCAAUCAAGGCUACAAUUAUUCCCACUAAUCAAAGAACUAGAAUGAUGUUUAGUAAUCGUUUACCUUCGCUAAAUAUGACAUUAUACUAAUAGAAAUAGACAUGAAUAUUAAAUCAAUAUUAUGGACCAAAAAGUCAACCCUUCAAGAAUUUGUAAAUUUAUGUAUUUUAUCAUUAGUAAUUGCAAAUAAAUAAUGAAUAAGAUUUUUACCCAUUGAUUAUAAUACACGGAAAGGUUGAAGUUUUAGAUCACUUUUGA
Paramecium octaurelia is the source of this 1091-nucleotide messenger RNA. The record is from the annotation of a GenBank genome assembly. NCBI's taxonomy places the organism in Eukaryota, Ciliophora, Oligohymenophorea, Peniculida, Parameciidae.